Messenger RNA from Agrilus planipennis (emerald ash borer), 840 nucleotides. RefSeq lists its product as uncharacterized. The transcript is spliced from 5 exons. Bases 75 to 653 code for a protein of 192 amino acids. Lineage: Eukaryota; Metazoa; Arthropoda; Insecta; Coleoptera; Buprestidae. The record is from RefSeq and is a predicted model, not a curated record.
GCUUGGUAACUAAUCAGUCAGCUGUACACCCCCGGACGGUUGACGUCUAAGAAACUUUUAUAUACGUUUUUACCAUGUAUUGUAUUAUUAUUUUUGCCGAACUUUUGAAAAAUACGGAAGCUGUAAGUGCAUUGUCGCUAAAUCUAAAAAACCAAAGCGCUCGUAGUAGGUCAUCCUUCGCCAAUUCAACUGUUAAAAUUAAUGAAAAAUAUGGAGAACAUAGAACCCUCUACGUAAAUCCAAACUGUCGAGUACAGAUUUUAUUGGACUAUCUCUAUGACGUAACUGGUCUAGAGAAAAAACAAGCUUUUGAUCUUUGUGACGUAAACGGAGUAUUAAUGAAUUUAAGAUCCUUGAAAGAAUGGGAUUAUGCUACGAAGGUUCUGGAUCACCAACAUACUUAUUACAUUAUCCUUUAUGAACGUGAAGAAGCUGGUAAAUUAUUUAUUGAACCAAUGUUGAGAAGGUCAUCAAAAACAAAUGCAGAUUUGAUAGUUCUCUUGAAAAGACAGCUCGGGUCAAAUGCUACGAUAUCUAGUAGAGAAAAGAGCCCACGAAGAAAAACAAUCGAAACUGAAAGAGGUUCUUUAUCCAAUAGAAGACAUUCUUCGAGAAUUAAAAAGGUAAAGCUAUCUAAAUCUGCCCUUCAAUAGAAAAAUAAUUGAUUUUUAUUCUGUUAUACUUUUCUUUUACUCAGUUAUUUUAUAUAUGCUAUACAUAAUAAAUUUUUUACGUGUGUGAUAUAAACUAUAGGUUUUGAAUAAUUAUUACAACAAAUUUUUAUGAGACAGAGGGUGCUUCGCGAAUGAGCCCAGAUGAGUCAAAGCCCACGAAUCGAAA